Arachis duranensis is the source of this 612-nucleotide messenger RNA. RefSeq lists its product as uncharacterized. The transcript has a single exon. Lineage: Eukaryota; Viridiplantae; Streptophyta; Magnoliopsida; Fabales; Fabaceae. Bases 1 to 612 code for a protein of 203 amino acids. Gene Ontology annotation, molecular function: nucleic acid binding. The record is from RefSeq and is a predicted model, not a curated record.
AUGUCUAAUAAAGAGAUCAAGCACAUACUCAAGAAGAUUGUUAAACCUCAUAAAAGAUAUUGGAGCUCUAGGCUUGGAGAUGCGCUAUGGGCUUAUCGAAUAGUUUACAAGACACCAAUCGACAUGAGCCCAUUCCCCCUAGUCUACGGAAAGGCUUGUCACCUUCCGGUAGAGGUGGAACACAAGGCUUAUUGGAAUGUGAAGGAAUGUAAAUCAGGAUUCGGAAGAGAUGGAGUCGAAAGGAAAAUGCAACUAGAAGAAUUGGAGUGCAUUCGGCUAGAAACUUAUGAAAACUCAAGGAUCUACAAAGAAAAGGUGAAGGCGGUACAUGAUCAGAACAUCAAGAGAAGAGAGUUUAGAGCUGGGGAUCAAGUCCUUCUCUACAACUCAAGGUUGAGAUUAAUGCCGGGCAAACUGAGGUCAAGAUGGGAUGGACCCUACAUGGUGGAGAAGGUUGAACCGUAUGGAGUUGUCAACCUAAGUCGCCCCUCAAGCCCUACCUUCUUCAGAGUUAAUGGAAACCGUUUAAACCAUUAUCAUGGUGCAAAAGUAAAGAACAAUAAGGAGCUGGAGAUCUUCCUCUUGAAGGACCCAGCCAAGGACGAGGACUGA